This is a messenger RNA of Cuscuta campestris, 2753 nucleotides long. Lineage: Eukaryota; Viridiplantae; Streptophyta; Magnoliopsida; Solanales; Convolvulaceae. The record is from the annotation of a GenBank genome assembly.
CGAUAGAGAGAGAUAGAGGCGAGGAAGAUGAAAAAUUGAUCGCCGAUUGGCUUGAAACCUUGAAUAGAUGCUACUGGGAAGCUUGAAGUCGGCUAAUUGUGGUUUACGCUAAUAGAUCUGUCGCCAUUGGAUUUGGGAAUGUCGACAAUUGAUACGUCCACCGGCUUGGUAAACUCCAGCAGCACUGCUCCCUGAACUGCAGCCAAGGCCAAAAUUGGAGGCUAGAAGCCAACUAAUUGUGAUCCAUUUGAUUCUUUUCUUAUCGUCUUUCAUCUGUCAAGCUAUCAAUGAAGAAAAAUCGCAAGGCAAAGACCAAUUCCAACUCCAAGUUAUUGAAAUCCCAAAAGAAGAAACUGGCUAGGCUCAAGGAAGACAAGGAAAAAGCUGCCCUUUUGUCUAAAAGCUUGGAGACCUUGGCGAAGUACAAAAUUGAUAAUGAUUCUUAUUCACUUUUGAGCUCUUCUAGGAACUUGGGUCAGGUUGAGACUACCCGGGAUAAGAGGAGAAGAGAAGUUCAAUAUUCUAAAGCAGGUUUAGUAGUGCCAGGCGGUGAUCCUCCAUUGAAGAAGAACAAGAAUUCUGCUAGUAGCAUAUCGUGUGAUAUUGAACAAGAAUUUGAUGAAACUAAAUCACAUAUUCCAGUUGUUACUGACUAUAUGUUGCAGCCACCAGUAACCAAAAUAGAUACCCUAUCUGAGGCAUCUGGUCUAGAAACUUGCAAACCUCGUGCUUUUGAUGGAGAUUCUGCCACAGUAGUUAGAGAUGUGGCAAAUGAAAAGACUGAUCUUUUAAGGGCUGAAGAUUUGCAAAGCCCAAUGCCCACCCCAAGUUAUAGUGAUGAUGAAACGAAAAGAUUAAAGCCUGGAAUUGAUAUAAAACAAAAUGCUGACCUCACUGCCUGUCCACCCCAAAGGUCUUUACUUGCCCCGACUGUUGUGCAUGUUACUAGACCAAAGGAGGUUGAAGAAAAAAGGAAAGACCUUCCAAUAGUCAUGAUGGAGCAGGAGAUAAUGGAAGCCAUAAAUGAGAAUACUUGUGUAAUUAUAUGCGGUGAGACUGGUUGUGGCAAGACUACCCAAGUUCCACAGUUUCUUUACGAAGCUGGAUUUGGAUUGCAUGCUGGAAGAGGUGGAAUUAUUGGUGUAACCCAGCCCCGCCGAGUUGCUGUACUUGCAACUGCCAAACGGGUGGCAUUUGAGCUUGGUUUCCAUCUAGGAAAAGAAGUUGGCUUUCAAGUUAGGCACGACAGGAAGGUUGGGAAUAAUUGCUCAAUCAAGUUCAUGACGGAUGGAAUUUUACUUCGAGAAGUGCAGAAUGAUUUUCUAUUAAGGCGUUACUCAGUCAUAAUCUUGGAUGAAGCUCAUGAGAGGAGCUUAAACACAGAUAUACUUGUUGGGAUGCUUUCUCGUGUGAUAAGAUUGCGCCAGCAUGAAUUUGAGGAGCAGCAGAAGAGGGUACUAUCAGGACAUAUUAUAAGUAGUGAAGAAAAAAUAUAUCCGUUGAAACUUGUGCUGAUGAGUGCCACGCUUCGUGUUGAGGAUUUUGUUGCCAGUGGAAGAGUUUUUCAUGAUCCCCCACCUGUAAUAGAAGUCCCGACUCGUCAGUAUCCAGUCACUACACACUUCUCCAAGAGAACUGAAAUUGUAGAUUAUGUUGGCCAAGCUUAUAAGAAAGUGUUGUCUAUCCACAAGAGACUUCCUGCCGGGGGCAUACUUGUCUUUGUAACUGGACAGAGAGAGGUGGAGUUCUUGUGCCGUAAGCUACGCCAAGCUUCUAAGGAUAUAAUUAAGAAAAAUGGCAAUCUAGAAAAUGAGUCACUGCCUAUACUGAGACCUGGUGAAGAAAAUGAUAUGGAGGAGAUAAGCAAGGCAUUUGAGGUAAACAAAAGCUCAAAUCUUGAAAUAACUGAACGGUUUAAUUCCUAUAAUGAGGAUUAUCCGGAUGCCUGCGCAGAUGAAUCAGACUGUUCCUAUGAUUCAGAGGAUGAUAGUGAUCUGGAAUAUUCUUCUGAUUUCGAUGAUCAGCUAAAUCAGAAUCCGUUGGAGUCUGAUGGAAUCCUUGAUUCACUAAAGGCUGCUUUUGAUGCUUUGUCUGCAAAGAAAGCCUUAGUAUCAAACACUGCGAGUGAAUCAAAUACACGGAGCGUUCCUCCAUGUGUGGGGCCCAUGUGUGUUUUACCACUAUAUGCAAUGCUUCCUGCAUCUGCUCAACUUCGUGUGUUUGAAGAGGUUAAGGAAGGUGAGCGGCUUGUCGUUGUUGCUACCAAUGUAGCUGAGACAUCUUUGACAAUUCCUGGCAUAAAGUAUGUGGUUGACACAGGUAGAGAAAAGGUGAAAAAGUACAACUUGUCAAAUGGGAUGGAAAUGUUUGAAGUGCAGUGGAUAAGUAAGGCCUCGGCUUCCCAAAGAGCUGGUAGGGCAGGAAGGACUGGACCCGGUCAUUGCUAUCGCCUUUAUUCUUCAGCGGUCUUCAAUGACAUUUUCGCUCCAUUCUCAGAUGCUGAAAUAUUGAAAGUGCCCGUUGAUGGCGUUGUGCUCCUCAUGAAGUCCAUGCACAUUGACAAGGUUACUAAAUUCCCUUUCCCAACUCCUCCUGAAGCAACUGCCUUGACUGAAGCAGAACGGUGCUUAAAAGUUCUACAAGCACUUGAUGUCAACGGGUGGCUGACGGGAUAACCAUUCCGGUACCGUGCCAAGGGUUACUCAGGUGCAGUGAGGGCGUACGAGGAGUGUCAAUAAGUCUGCUACGUUUUC